Paramecium octaurelia is the source of this 192-nucleotide messenger RNA. Lineage: Eukaryota; Ciliophora; Oligohymenophorea; Peniculida; Parameciidae. The record is from the annotation of a GenBank genome assembly.
AUGAAAAGCUGUAAUUUUAUUUAAUUAUUAAUUAGAGUUUCUUAUUUAGAAGAGAAUUUUAUACAAAUCUAGGAUUUACUUGUGUUUUAAUCAUUCUGUUUAUAAUUAAUUUUUAUGUUUUUCUUUUCAUAAAAUCCUGAAUUUUUAGCUGAAGAUAUAUUUAAGGUAUAUAAACAAAUAUAUUUUAGUUGA